Messenger RNA from Gavialis gangeticus (Gharial), 889 nucleotides. It is a transcript of the gene SNF8, whose product is annotated as SNF8, ESCRT-II complex subunit. NCBI's taxonomy places the organism in Eukaryota, Metazoa, Chordata, Crocodylia, Gavialidae. The transcript has 8 exons. Gene Ontology annotation, biological process: protein transport to vacuole involved in ubiquitin-dependent protein catabolic process via the multivesicular body sorting pathway. The coding region runs from base 56 to 778 and encodes 240 amino acids. The record is from RefSeq and is a predicted model, not a curated record. Gene Ontology annotation, cellular component: ESCRT II complex.
GUGGAGAUGACGUCAGUGCCGGCCGCGUUCGGCCGGGGUGCCGUGAGCCGCCGGGAUGCACAGGCGCGGGGUGGGCGCAGGUGCCAUCGCCAAGAAGAAGCUGGCGGAGGCCAAAUACAAGGAGCGUGGGACGGUUCUGGCGGAAGACCAGCUGGCGCAGAUGUCUAAACAACUGGACAUGUUUAAGACUAACUUAGAAGAGUUCGCUAGCAAACACAAGCAAGAGAUUCGUAAAAAUCCCCAAUUUCGAGUCCAGUUCCAGGACAUGUGUGCAACGAUUGGGGUGGAUCCAUUGGCAUCUGGAAAAGGCUUCUGGUCAGAGAUGCUGGGAGUUGGAGACUUUUACUAUGAGUUGGGCGUUCAGAUUAUUGAGGUCUGUCUAGCUCUAAAGCACAGAAAUGGAGGUCUCAUAACACUGGAAGAGCUUCAUCAGCAAGUGCUGAAGGGAAGGGGGAAGUUUGCUCAGGAUGUCAGCCAGGAUGAUCUCAUUCGUGCAAUCAAGAAACUGAAAGUUCUGGGCAGUGGCUUUGGGAUUAUUCCUGUUGGAGGAACAUGCCUAAUCCAGUCUGUGCCAGCUGAACUGAACAUGGAUCAUACAGUGGUUCUGCAGCUGGCAGAGAAAAAGGGGUAUGUAACAGUCAGUGAGAUCAGAUCCAGUUUGAAAUGGGAGGUGGAACGAGCCAAACAGGUGCUGUUUCAGUGGCAGCUCCUGGGAACAACUUACAUACAAUCUAUUUUGACAGGAACACUUGCUGAAAGAAGGCAUGGCCUGGCUUGAUGCACAAGCCCCAGAAGAAUCCCAGUACUGGUUACCAGCUCUCUUUACAGAGCUCUACUCUCAGGAAAUCACGCCAGAGGAAGCCAAGGAGGCAAUACCUUGAUUCCUGAG